Molecule: messenger RNA, 1785 nt
Organism: Ochotona curzoniae (black-lipped pika)
Lineage: Eukaryota; Metazoa; Chordata; Mammalia; Lagomorpha; Ochotonidae
Gene: NETO2
Product: neuropilin and tolloid like 2
Exons: 8
Molecular function (GO): protein binding
Source: RefSeq, a predicted model, not a curated record
CUAGUGUUGUUAGUAACAAUACUUGUAGUGGAAGGGAUUGCUGUGGCUCAGAAGACCCCAGAUGGACAAAAUAUUGGAAUCAAGCACAGUCCAGCAACACAGUGUGGCAUUUGGAUUCGAACCAGCAAUGGAGGUCAUUUCGCGUCACCAAAUUAUCCUGAUUCGUACCCCCCAAACAAGGAAUGUAUCUACAUCUUGGAAGCUGCUCCACGUCAAAGAAUAGAAUUGACCUUUGAUGAACAUUAUUAUAUAGAGCCAUCAUUUGAAUGUCGAUUUGAUCACUUGGAAAUUCGAGAUGGACCUUUUGGCUUCUCCCCUCUUAUAGAUCGUUACUGUGGCAUGAAAAGCCCUCCGUUAAUUAGAUCAACAGGGAGGUUUAUGUGGAUUAAGUUUAGUUCUGAUGAAGAACUUGAAGGACUGGGAUUUCGAGCAAAAUACUCAUUUAUUCCAGAUCCAGACUUUACCUACCUAGGAGAUUGCCAGUUUGAGCUCUCAGGAGCUGAUGGAAUAGUACGUUCUAGUCAGGUGGAACAAGAAGAAAAAACAAAACCUGGCCAAGCAGUUGAUUGCAUAUGGACAAUUAAGGCCACUCCAAAAGCUAAGAUUUAUUUGAGGUUCUUAGAUUAUCAAAUGGAGCACUCGAAUGAAUGCAAGAGAAACUUUGUCGCAGUCUAUGAUGGAAGCAGUUCUAUUGAAAAUCUGAAGGCUAAGUUUUGCAGCACUGUGGCCAAUGACGUGAUGCUUAAAACAGGAGUUGGAGUGAUACGGAUGUGGGCAGAUGAAGGCAGCCGGCUUAGCAGAUUUAGAAUGCUCUUUACUUCCUUUAUUGAGCCUCCCUGCACAGGCAGUACUUUUUUUUGCCAUAGCAACAUGUGCAUCAAUAAUUCUUUAGUCUGCAAUGGUAUUCAAAACUGUGCAUACCCUUGGGAUGAGAAUCAUUGUAAAGAAAAGAAAAAAGCAGGAGUGUUUGAACAAAUCACUAAAACCCAUGGAACAAUUAUUGGCAUUACAUCAGGGAUUGUCUUGGUCCUUCUCAUUAUUUCUAUUUUAGUACAAGUGAAGCAGCCUCGAAAAAAGGUCAUGGCUUGCAAAACUGCAUUUAAUAAAACGGGGUUCCAAGAAGUGUUUGAUCCUCCUCAUUAUGAACUGUUUUCACUAAGGGACAAAGAAAUUUCUGCAGACCUGGCAGACUUGUCAGAAGAGCUGGACAACUACCAGAAGCUGCGACGCUCCUCCUCUGCCUCCCGGUGCAUUCACGACCAUCACUGUGGAUCGCAAGCAGCCAGCGUCAAACAGAGCAGGACCAAUCUCAGCUCCAUGGAGCUUCCUUUCCGCAACGAUUUUGCACAACCACAGCCAAUGAAGACAUUUAACAGCACCUUCAAAAAAAGUAGCUACACUUUUAAACAGGCACAUGAAUGCCCUGAACAGGCUCUGGAAGACAGAGUAAUGGAGGAGAUUCCCUGUGAAAUUUAUGUCAGGGGGCGAGAAGAUUCUGCACAAGCAUCCAUAUCCAUCGACUUUUAAUCUUCGACUUAAGGUGACAUGGUCAUUCAGUGCGUGUGUAUGCAGCCUACAGAAUACCCAUGCUGUUUCCAACAAGUCCCCUUCCCCUGUCAAAACUGGGAAAACCUUUAUUUGCUCUUAACCUAUUCAUUGUGUCAGGCAGUAUAUACAUGUUCAGUCAACAGAAGUAAACCACCGUGUGGUGUUACACGGCGCUUGGAGAGGGGAGUGGCCGUCUCGUGUCAGGCCCAGGCUGUCUCAGUAUUAACAACAGGAGUA